AUGCCUUCCCUACUGAGCUCACUUAUCUGCGCGCUUCUUGCUGCUACCCUCUCGUUGACGGAAGGGAAGUCAAUAGCCUACGUAGUAGAAUCUGGAGACGUCUCGGGAGAUGAGUUUGAAGCCAAGACAGAUAAUCCAGUGGUCAAGACAGCGUCACUUCUACAGGAGGAGGUGGCUAUACUGAAGGCAGAGUUCAAUUCGAACUUCUCGGACGUAGAUGACACAUAUGACAUCAAAUCACCAAUCAAUAGCAUAUCUGAUGGAUGCUUCCCUGGCAACUUCAACAAGUCCAGAUGCUUGAAAAGGAUCGCCACUGGCAUUCUGCAGUAUGUGAAACAGAUGCAAUAUGUCAAGGAGGAAUUCCAGUCCACUCUUGUUGAUGGAAUCAUCCACAGGACCAGUACACUGCAAAACCUCGUCAAAGAUUUGAAACCCAAGGACAGGGCCGAUGAUGACAAAAUUUCCGAGGACAUUCUCCCCAAAGAUAGCCAGUGGGAGAGGAAGACGGUAACGAAAGCUAUCCUGCGUAGCUUUGACCAGUUUCUCAUUGAUGCACAUCGAGCUCUGCGCCACAUUACCCGGACCAGGAAGUUUGGCGAGAGAAGACAUCAGCUACCUCAUGAGUUGACACCUUUAAAUUAA
Messenger RNA from Alosa alosa (allis shad), 642 nucleotides. RefSeq names its product interleukin-6-like. Gene Ontology annotation, molecular function: interleukin-6 receptor binding; cytokine activity. The transcript has 5 exons. The coding region runs from base 1 to 642 and encodes 213 amino acids. Gene Ontology annotation, biological process: immune response; T-helper 17 cell lineage commitment. Lineage: Eukaryota; Metazoa; Chordata; Actinopteri; Clupeiformes; Clupeidae. Gene Ontology annotation, cellular component: extracellular region. The record is from RefSeq and is a predicted model, not a curated record.